UGUCCAUGUCUACCAUCAUCAUUUUAGCCGGGCACUUUGCUCUUUCAAAUCCACCCCUUCUCAUUAUCUCUCUCGCCAACCCUUUCUCCCUCUCUCUCUCACUCACACACACACACACUUUUCAUGCAAUUGCAAUUAAUGCACCAUCUUCACCCCCCAACAACAAUCUUUCUGCUCCACUGCUUUUACCCCUCCUGCUAAAUUUAAAGAACUCACAUUUGCUUCAUGCAGCAAAACUCGACCUUCAAUCUCCCCGCCUGCAACAAGCAAGAGCUGUCAAAUUCCUUCUAUGUCGAGGGUUUUUGGAAAUGUUUGAUCUUUUUCUUGAAUUUGGUCGUAGAUGGCAGCUUUGAGCUUCAGAUUCCUUUUUCACGCUUUUUCUUGGAAUAGGGUUUUGAUGAAUUCAUCUGCUGUUAGCUUUUGCGUCUUGGAAUUCAAUUUUUGUAGGAUUCUGUGUUUGACGAUUUCGCUUUCGCCCAUUAUUUUUGAACUCCCUUUUUUGCUUUUGUAUUUUAUCCCAUUAGUCAAGAGAAUGAAAUUUCAAAGUUUGAACAGAUGCAUCUUUCUUCACUGCCUUCUUUUUCUUUUCCCUUUUCCCUUUUUUUCUUUAUUUUUGGUUUAGUAUCAGUAAAGCUUAAACAAUCUGGCUUGGUUACCGGUCCACGUCGUCUUCAGCUGAGUUUGAUGUUUGACUGAGAGAAAAAGGGAUCCUAGAAUCUUGCGACUCCUAACUAUCUUUUGCUUGGUCAAAUACUAUCUGAUCUGUAAAAUAUAAUUGAGAUUCUUGUAUGCCGAGAAGAAGGGGGUUGUUCUUCGAUUUAAUCCAGAUGGUCUGUUGUUUCGCGGUCUGAGAUAAUGGGGGGUUGUGUCUCGAUUAGUAGUCAGAGCACUUGUAGUAGCAGGAGUAAUGGAGAGAGGAUAUCUCCUUCAUGUUUGUGGAUAGAUAUGUUUCGGCGCAAGAGAAGUAGGAGGACCUUUUCCGACCAUGCCACCACUUUGCAACAUCUCUCCUCUGUCCCUAACAGGAUAAUCACCAACGGGAGGAGCAGCAGUUCUUGCAUAUUCACUCAGCAAGGCCGGAAAGGCAUAAACCAGGACGCUAUGAUUGUGUGGGAAGAUUUUAUGGCAGAAGAUGUUACCUUCUGUGGCGUCUUCGAUGGCCACGGCCCCCACGGACAUCUGGUGGCUCGUAAAGUUAGGGAUACACUGCCGCUAAAGCUCUCCUCUUUUAUGAACUCCUCUGAAUCAAAGAAGAAUGGUUCGAGUGCGAAUUGCUGCAAUGGGAAUGUGAAGUCAGAUGUGGUAGAUCCCGUGAAGGAUACACCUGUCGAGGAUAGAGUGGAGUCGUCGUGGAGAGAAGCUUUUCUGAAAGCAUACAAGUCGAUGGACAAAGAGUUGAGGUCCCAUCCUAAUUUGGAUUGCUUCUGCAGUGGCAGCACCGCUGUGUCGGUUAUAAAACAGGGUCAAAAUCUUUUCAUUGGCAAUAUUGGUGAUUCAAGAGCAAUAUUGGGAUCUAAAGAUAGCAACGAUUCGAUGGUGGCAAUCCAAUUGACAGUUGAUCUAAAGCCUGAUCUGCCUAAGGAGGCGGAAAGGAUAAAAAGGUGUAAAGGUCGAGUUUUCGCUUUACAAGAUGAGCCUGAAGUGCAAAGAGUUUGGCUGCCAUUUGAUGAUGCCCCUGGUUUAGCAAUGGCUCGAGCGUUUGGGGAUUUUUGCUUGAAGGAAUACGGAGUUAUCUCCAUUCCUGAAUUCUCUCAUCGGACUCUUACUGACCGAGACAAAUUUGUUGUUCUUGCUUCAGAUGGGGUAUGGGACGUCCUAAGCAACGAGGAGGUGGUCGAGAUAGUAUCAUCGUCCCCAACGAGGUCCUCAGCUGCUCGGAUCCUAGUCGAGCACGCCGCCCGUGAAUGGAAGGCCAAGUAUCCGACAUCGAAGAUGGACGACUGCGCCGUGGUCUGCUUGUUUCUAGACGGGAAGAUGGACACAGAGUCCGACUACGAGGAGCAGGGCUUCUCCUCGGCAACCCUCCAGAGCAACCAUUCCGGCAACGUCGUGGAAUCGGACGACGGUGGCCAGCAUCCCGAGCCGUGCCUGCAGCGGAACUUCACCGUCAGGUCGGCGGAGGACAACGAGCACUACAGCAGGGUGUCGGUCGAGGCGGACAACGGGGAGAACGCCGGUGGCGGCGAGGAUCAGAACUGGUCGGGUUUGGAAGGUGUGACGAGAGUGAACUCUCUUGUUCAGCUUCCUAGAUUCUCCGAAGAGAGGCCGAGGCCAUAACGACGUCGUUUUGAUUGAUCGUCGGAGUUGUAACUUGUAACACUGCUGUGUUAUGUUGUCUGAAAAAUCAAGAAAUGUGUUCUAUUUUUAUUUUUUAUAAGAUUGGAUAAAAUCUUAUUUAUGAUUCUUGCAUAUAUUUUGGUCAGUUGAAAUCCGUGUUACUUUUUCA
Salvia miltiorrhiza (redroot sage) is the source of this 2446-nucleotide messenger RNA. RefSeq names its product probable protein phosphatase 2C 52. The record is from RefSeq and is a predicted model, not a curated record. Gene Ontology annotation, molecular function: protein serine/threonine phosphatase activity. The transcript is spliced from 7 exons. Gene Ontology annotation, biological process: protein dephosphorylation. NCBI's taxonomy places the organism in Eukaryota, Viridiplantae, Streptophyta, Magnoliopsida, Lamiales, Lamiaceae. Bases 856 to 2277 code for a protein of 473 amino acids.